Lates calcarifer (barramundi perch) is the source of this 1345-nucleotide messenger RNA. RefSeq names its product C-x(9)-C motif containing 2 (gene cmc2). The record is from RefSeq and is a predicted model, not a curated record. The transcript has 5 exons. Gene Ontology annotation, cellular component: mitochondrion. Lineage: Eukaryota; Metazoa; Chordata; Actinopteri; Centropomidae. Bases 338 to 601 code for a protein of 87 amino acids.
AUCGCUGUCAAAAAAAAUAUUACGAAAGCAGUGAGUGUGGUAACAGACAACAUGUCCUACAGCCUCUUGUUGAUUUUGCAGGUGAUAUUGACGUUAGUGUAAGACAGCAGACUUUGUCGAAACUUUAGAGGAAGAACAGUAACCUGCGUUGUUAUUCAACAGGAAAAAAGACCAAGCGUAGCUUUUCUGUGGUUGCAUGGAUUUAUACUACUAACGUUAGCUGAGGCCUAGCUGUUAGCUAACGUGACUUUUCUCCGAAGUGUGCAGGAAAACCUGUGAGGUGACACAGCCUCUCUACUGAUAAGUGUCCACUGGAAGACUAAACUCCAUCAUCACAAUGACAGCUCAGGAAGGAGAGGGAUGGGGAGGCAUUAAUCUGUCACCACACCUGCACACAGAUGAGUGCAACGAUCUAAUAAGUCGUUUGAAGCAGUGCCACGCAGAGCACAAUGUCCUGAAGUUCUUCGGCACGUGCAAUGACGUGGACCGUGCCAUGCGGCAGUGCCUGAAGAAAGAGAGACUGGAAAAACGGGAGCACAGCAAGCAGCAUGCACAAGAGAUGAAGAAGAGGCUGAAAGAAGGGCCCAAGGUGUGUUUUUAAAGGACAUUUUACUGCAGUCUCGCCUUGCCACUGCAAGUCAAAAGUAUUCAGACACUGGGUCAGUGGAUUAAGCAUGACACUGUGUAUGUAACAUGCCUCCCCUGCUGUUUUUGUGUCAAGACAAAGGAAGGGCUGUGACUGUGUCUCUUUGUAAAUUAUGAGAGGAGUGUGGGUUAUAUCAGCAUUGACAGAGUCUAGCCAUGAUGUGAUUGUACAUCAACCAGCUCAAGAAGUUGUUAUUACUUAAUAUUACUUCUGCUACUAUUAUUUUGAUAUUUGUUGAGAGAAACACAAGCAAGAAGAAAGGUUAUUUAAAUGUGGGAUCAUGCACCAGCUUUGACAAACCUGGUUGAGAUGCACAGCUUACUCCUAUAUAUAUAUAUAUACUGUGUAAUGAAUCCCCCUAACUAAAACUUUAAGUGUUACUAAUUAAAACAACAACACAGUGCUUUGGAUUAGAAAUUGCUCUUAGAGAUCCCUAUUUAUUCCCCCCUCUAUCAGCAGUACACUACCACUAGGACACCUCAGGAAUUCUCCUGUACUUGAAAACUUCAUGAAAACAGGCAGAGUAUAAAAGAUGCAUAUAAAAAAGACAGGAUCACCAGUGGCUGAGUUACUCUCGAUUUGAGUGUACAUACAUACUGAACACAUUCAUUGUUGUUUGAAAGUUUAUUUGAAAGGGGAAUCAUAUUGGUUCAUGAGAGGAUUAAUUAAUUUCAAAUAAAGUGAAAUGAUCAGUGAUGA